This is a messenger RNA of Melitaea cinxia (Glanville fritillary), 588 nucleotides long. RefSeq names its product proteoglycan 4-like. Lineage: Eukaryota; Metazoa; Arthropoda; Insecta; Lepidoptera; Nymphalidae. The record is from RefSeq and is a predicted model, not a curated record. Bases 1 to 588 code for a protein of 195 amino acids. The transcript has 2 exons.
AUGCAACCUAAAAAGCGUGACAGCGAAACCGAAUUUCCAGUAAGAAAAUCUACUUCUGAAAUAUCUGAGAGUUUUCCAUUUGUUAAAAGAGCGCUUGCAGAAAUUGGAAAUGGACUUAAUUACUUCAGAAGAUCUAUAACUUCAGAUGCUACUGAGCCUAAAAUAACUGUGCAGAAAGCUGACCAACCCAAUACCACAGUCGUAGUUGUGGCAGCAUCUGUAGAUGAUCCACCGCCGUCACCACCACCGCCAAUGACAUUAAAAGAAAGGCGCGGUUCUCGAGGUUCACCGUGUGCUAAUCUUCCGCCUCUAAUGAUACCGUCUGUUACACCAGAACCUUCACCUGGGCGGUUGUCUCCUAGUCGUAUUUCACCACAACCACCAAAAGCACCAGCAUCAGCACCGGUUGUAGGAAAUCCCCCGAGAAGAACUCGAACGAGAUCUGAAAUGCCGCCAGAUCCACCACCGCGCUCUCCAGAGACACCACGCCCCGCGUCCGUAUCACCCAAACAUACGUUCGCUUUUAAAAUUGUUCUUAAGAAGGUAGAAAGUACGCCGAACACAUCGUUUGAUCGACCGGAACAAUGA